CCAAAAUUUAUUUACCCAAAUAUGUUAUUCACACUCUUCUCUCCCGCGAUUACUGGUUCUUUUCUUACUCUCUGGCUAUUGAAAAUUUUGGGUUCGAUCUGAAUUUCUGAUUUCUAUUGAUUUGCUAUUAGCUGGCGGUUCGGAUUCAGGGUUUCGUUUUCAUCGCAGUUUGUUUGGCGGACCGCGAUUAGGGUUUUGCGGUGUUCAGAUCUGAAUUUGUAGGUCGUUUUCGUGUUUGAUUGCGAAGAUGUUCUGGCGUAUGGCAGGAUUGUCUACUGCGUCUCCAGUAGAGACAAUUUUGGAUAAAGAGAAUUUCACAUUGGAGGAGCUUCUUGAUGAGGAUGAUAUAAUUCAAGAGUGCAAAGCUUUGAAUGGACGACUUAUAAAUUUUUUGCGAGAAAGGGCUCAGGUUGAACAACUGAUUCAAUAUAUUGUGGUUGAAGGUCCUGAGGAUGCUGAAAAGAGGCGAACAUUUAAGUUUCCUUUUAUUGCUUGUGAGAUUUUUACUUGUGAGGUUGAUAUCAUCCUUAAGACAUUGGUAGAGGAUGAGGAGUUGAUGAAUUUGUUGUUUUCCUUUUUGGAACCGGAAAACUUGCAUAGCACAUUACUGGCUGGGUACUUCAGCAAGGUUGUGAUUUGUCUGUUGUUGCGGAAGACAAUUCCUUUUAUGCAUUAUAUUAAAGCACAUCAAGAAAUUAUUCCUCGGCUAGUAGACCUGAUUGGUAUAACCUCUAUAAUGGAGGUUUUAGUACGUCUCAUAGGUGCUGAUGAGCACAUGUAUACAAACCAUACUGAGUCAAUGCAGUGGAUAGAGGAAACAAAUGUACUAGAGAUGAUUGUGGACAAGUUCAGCUCUUCAGAUUGUCCAGAGGUGCAUGCAAAUGCAGCUGAAACGCUGUGUUCUAUAGCACGAUUUGCUCCCCCUGGUCUUGCUGCUAAGAUUGCUAGUCCAAAUUUUAUAGGGAGAUUAUUUCAUCAUGCUUUGGAAGACUCUCGGCCAAAGUCUGUUCUGGUUAACUCUUUGUCUAUCUUCAUAUCUUUGUUAGACCAUAAGAGGCUAACAUUGGGGACGUACUAUAUGUUCAACCGUCAGCUAGCUCACGGUUCCACAGUAACUGCAAAUCCAGAGACAGUUGAAGGAAUGCUUAGUAGCCUAGGUGAUUUACUAAAGCUUUUGGACGUGUCAUCUGAGGAGAGUGUUUUGCUAACUACUUAUGGGAAGUUGCAGCCACCUCUUGGGAAACAUCGCCUGAAGAUUGUAGAGUUCUUUUCAGUAUUGCUAACAGUUGGUAGUGAAGCGGCUGAGAAGGAAUUAAUUCGCCUUGGUGCAGUGAAAAGAAUUUUGGACUUGGUCUUUGAGUACCCAUACAAUAAUUUUUUGCAUCAUCAUGUAGAGACGAUAAUCUUAUCUUGUUUGGAGAGCAAAAAUGCUCCUCUUAUCGAGCACCUUCUUCAUGAAUGCAAUCUGGCAGGGAAAAUUCUUGAAGCAGAGAAGGAUUUCACUUUGAAAGCUGACUCAAAUAAGCCAACCAUCCCUGCUGAGGGCAGAUUGCUGCCCAGGAUAGGAAAUCUUGGACACUUAACACGCAUAUCUAACAAACUUGUGCAGCUAGGAAAUAGCAACAAUGAAAUUCAGGCAUAUUUGCAGGAAAACAGUGAAUGGAGUGAUUGGCAAAUAAACGUCUUAUCAAAACGAAACACAGUGGAGAAUGUAUAUCAGUGGGCUUGCGGGAGGCCUACAGCUCUACGUGACCAGAAUAGGGAUAGUGAUGAUGAUGAUUACCAAAAUAGAGAUUACGAUGUUGCAGCCCUGGCAAAUAAUUUGAGCCAGGCCUUUCGAUAUGGAAUUUACAGCAAUGAUGAUAUUGAUGAGGCACAUGGCUCUCUUGAACGAGAUGAUGAGGAUGUCUACUUUGAUGAUGAAUCUGCUGAAGUUGUUAUUUCUUCGCUGCGUCUGGGAGACGACCAAGAAAGUAGUUCUCUUUUUACAAAUUCCAAUUGGUUUGCUUUUGAGGAGGAAAGAAUCACCAAUGACCACUCCACUGCAUCGCUUGCUUCUCCUUUCUUUAAUAAUGAAGAAGCCGCUGUUACUAAGAGUGGAGGUGAUGAUGUGGUGGUUGUUGGGGAAGCUGAUGACUUGGAUGACACUGAAAUGUCUCCUGCCCUAGCAGAAACAAAAUCGGAACAAGCUGUUGUUGUCAAUCUGCCUAAAGAUUCUGAAGAAACAGGAACCAGUGUAACUGAAAAGCCUGCUGUGUGGGUUGAAUGGAGGGAGACUCCAGAUUCAAGUAACCCAUCUGAUGCAAGUGAACCUCUUAGUGUACCGAAUGGUGAGGUGCAGUUAGACUCGAAGGAUUUGGCUUUUGAUCGUGGCCCAGAUGCUUCCUCUUCCUCUGGUGGAACAGCAAAUGCUGAUGCCAGAGAUUUGCCCCAGUCAGAAGAUGAAAAUAAAAGCCCUAGUUCUAGUCCUUCAGAGAUUCCACAACCAGAGAACAGUAAACCAAGUCCAGAACCAAUCACUUCCACUGAGGCGAAAACAGCAGUAGAAGCAGCAGAAGGCACUCCUGAAGUAAACAAGAGGGAUGAAGAGAUGAAAGAAACAUUAAACUGAUGUAUAUACAACAACUAACUCACACUGCAUAAUAUUCCAUGUAGUGAGAAGAUGAAUAUUGAAAGAUUGGCCUCUGUACUUUUGGAGCCUUCUUCUGUAAAUUGUCUAAGUAGGCUUGAUUCUUUCUCCUCAGUCAUUGAAGAGAGUUUUUACCCUGCCAGAUGAUGAGGGGACUUUUUAGAAGUAUUGCAUUGCAACAUUUAAUGAAUUAAUUUUAGCUUUUAGGUAGGGAUUCAGAAAUGGAAUUUGUGAACUGAAUCGUACACAGCAUUUUCAAUACAAUAAUCUGUUCAUGUCUA
Messenger RNA from Mangifera indica (mango), 2910 nucleotides. RefSeq names its product serine/threonine-protein phosphatase 6 regulatory subunit 3. Lineage: Eukaryota; Viridiplantae; Streptophyta; Magnoliopsida; Sapindales; Anacardiaceae. The transcript is spliced from 19 exons. The coding region runs from base 248 to 2611 and encodes 787 amino acids. Gene Ontology annotation, molecular function: protein phosphatase binding; protein phosphatase regulator activity. The record is from RefSeq and is a predicted model, not a curated record.